AUGAGUGUUCAACUUAUAACUACAGCUCAAGAGCUUUUGAAUAACAUACCACUGAACGUGAUAUCCCAAGGGGCGGAGGCAAUAGUUUUUGAAACUCAAACCCAUCCAUUUCUGCCAAAGUCAAACCAGUCGCCAACUACAAAAUUUAUCAUAAAGUAUAGACCAAGAAAACCAUACCGUCACCCCACACUGGAUCUUCAGAUAGUUAGUUCAAGAACUCAGAGUGAAGCCAGAUUGCUUCAUAAACUAUAUCAACUUGGAAUCAAAGCUCCCAAAUUAAUAGCGGUGGAUGGUCCUAAUGGUAUCAUAUGGAUGGAAUCCGUUGGAGGAACGCUACCGAAUGGAGAGACAAGCUCGUUGAAAAACAUGCUAUGGUUCAAGGAGAAAUCCCAAGAAGAACGAGAAGAUCAAAGGAAUGAGCCAAAUAUUGCUUUAGAUGAUGAAGUCAAAGACAUAAUGUCCAAAGUGGGAGGUGCUGUUGCAAAAUUGCAUCUUGCAAACAUAGUUCAUGGUGAUUUGACCUCAUCCAAUAUCAUCUUGGAUCAGCAUAACGAUAAAUGGGAGCCAAUGCUCAUAGACUUUGGUCUAAGCUCGUAUUCUUUAUUGGCAGAAGACGAGGCAGUUGAUUUGUAUGUUCUUGAGCGAGCAUUGAUCAGUACUCAUCCCAUUUAUUCCAAGUCGUACAAUGAAUGGCUACUUCAAGGAUAUGAGAGGACUUUCAGGGAAGCAGCGGCGUCAAAGAAGUUUACAGAAAUAUCCAGAAGGUUGCAAGAUGUUCGUCUAAGAGGGCGUAAACGUAGUAUGUUGGGUUAG
This is a messenger RNA of Komagataella phaffii GS115, 813 nucleotides long. RefSeq names its product Protein kinase. The record is from RefSeq and is a predicted model, not a curated record. NCBI's taxonomy places the organism in Eukaryota, Fungi, Ascomycota, Pichiomycetes, Pichiales, Pichiaceae. Gene Ontology annotation, molecular function: protein serine/threonine kinase activity; ATP binding. The transcript has a single exon. The coding region runs from base 1 to 813 and encodes 270 amino acids. Gene Ontology annotation, cellular component: nucleus; cytosol; EKC/KEOPS complex. Gene Ontology annotation, biological process: protein phosphorylation.